Messenger RNA from Apus apus (common swift), 3065 nucleotides. RefSeq names its product poly(A) binding protein cytoplasmic 4 (gene PABPC4). Gene Ontology annotation, cellular component: cytosol; nucleus; ribonucleoprotein complex. The record is from RefSeq and is a predicted model, not a curated record. The coding region runs from base 803 to 2695 and encodes 630 amino acids. Gene Ontology annotation, molecular function: poly(A) binding; poly(U) RNA binding; mRNA 3'-UTR binding. The transcript has 15 exons. NCBI's taxonomy places the organism in Eukaryota, Metazoa, Chordata, Aves, Apodiformes, Apodidae.
CAGGCGCCGCCGCCGCCUCCUCCCGCGGCUCGGCGGCCGCUCCCGCCGCCAGACGGGGCCUCCCGCCGGGCCGCAGCGCGUGAGUCGGGCCUGACGCCGCUCCCGGGCCGGGACCGCGGGGCAGGGAGGGCUCGGGGAAGCGCGGGGGGUUCCGGGCGAGCGCGGCUCGGGCCGCAGCCCUCCCUUCCCCUCCCCUCCCGGGGCCGGCCCGGCCGCCCCGCAACCGCCGCCCGUUCGUUCUUCAGAGCCGUUCUGCUUUCCCGUCAGCGAGGAGCCUGGCGGGGAGGGUUUAGUUUUAAAGGAAAAGGUUCGUAUAACUCUCACCUCGCAGACAGGGCUGUAUUUCCUGGUUUUUAGUGUUUCUUUUUGCUUUUUUUACCUCAGGAAAGCUGAACGGCCGCUGUUCGGGAGAACUGGGGCUGAAUUAGACUCUUAAAGCCGAGUAAGGGCCGUGGGUUUAGGGCGGUCGAGGAGGGUUUAGCCCCCAGAGCUGGCGGGAGAAACCUUCAGGGGCCGGCUGUGAAUUUUGGCUUCGUUUCCAAGCCCUCUCCUGGAGCCUUAACUUAGGUUUUUUUGCCCAUUUCCAGGCCUCUCUUCCUCCCCCCAACCACGCUCUGUCCCGGGGCCUGGGCUGCCAGGUCUCUCUGUAGUCACCCCCCUUCUCCCAAACUCCACCGGCCCCCUCUUAGAGAGGCUUUUAAACAGGCUUCCCCCGCAAGUUAAACCUUUACAAAAAGCUUGAUUUUAAACCCCGAGAAUAAGCCUGCGGUAGUUCCCGCUGGGAGCACGUGCUGGGCCGAGGAUGAACGCGGCUGCCAGCAGUUACCCCAUGGCCUCGCUGUACGUGGGGGACCUGCACCCCGAUGUCACCGAGGCCAUGCUCUACGAGAAGUUCAGCCCCGCGGGGCCCGUCCUCUCCAUUCGGGUCUGCCGGGACAUGAUCACCCGCCGGUCCCUGGGCUAUGCCUACGUCAACUUCCAGCAGCCAGCAGAUGCUGAGCGUGCUCUAGAUACCAUGAAUUUUGAUGUGAUCAAAGGAAAACCCAUUCGCAUCAUGUGGUCUCAGAGGGACCCCUCCUUGAGGAAGUCAGGGGUUGGGAAUGUCUUCAUUAAGAACCUGGACAAAUCCAUUGAUAACAAGGCACUUUAUGACACAUUCUCAGCGUUUGGGAAUAUUUUGUCCUGCAAGGUGGUGUGCGAUGAGAAUGGCUCUAAGGGCUACGCUUUUGUGCACUUUGAGACCCAGGAGGCAGCUGAUAGGGCCAUCGAGAAGAUGAACGGCAUGCUGCUCAACGACCGCAAAGUGUUUGUUGGGAGAUUCAAGUCUCGUAAGGAGCGGGAGGCUGAGCUGGGAGCCAAGGCAAAGGAAUUCACCAAUGUUUAUAUUAAAAACUUUGGGGAUGACAUGGAUGAUGAAAGGCUAAAGGAGCUCUUCAGCAAAUAUGGUAAAACUCUGAGUGUGAAAGUGAUGACAGACCCCACUGGGAAAUCCAAAGGCUUUGGCUUCGUAAGCUUUGAAAAGCAUGAAGAUGCUAACAAGGCAGUAGAAGAAAUGAAUGGGAAGGAUAUCAAUGGGAAGAUGGUGUUUGUUGGCCGAGCACAGAAGAAGGUGGAGCGCCAGGCUGAGCUGAAAAGGAAGUUUGAGCAGCUGAAACAAGAGAGGCUCAGCCGAUACCAGGGUGUUAACCUGUACAUUAAAAACCUAGAUGACACUAUAGAUGAUGAAAAACUGAGGAAGGAGUUCUCACCUUUUGGGUCAAUAACAAGUGCCAAGGUGAUGCUGGAAGAUGGCCGGAGCAAAGGGUUUGGCUUUGUCUGCUUUUCCUCUCCAGAGGAAGCUACGAAAGCAGUGACAGAGAUGAAUGGGCGGAUCGUGGGCUCCAAGCCCUUGUACGUGGCCCUGGCCCAGAGGAAGGAGGAGAGAAAAGCCCACCUCACCAACCAGUACAUGCAGCGCAUCGCUGGGAUGAGAGCUCUGCCAGCCAACACCAUCAUUAAUCAGUUCCAGCCUGCUGCUGGGGGGUAUUUCAUGCCUGCUGUGCCCCAGGCUCAGAGCAGACCCACUUACUAUGCACCAAACCAAAUGGCACAGAUGAGACCCAACCCGCGCUGGCAGCAAGGGGGAAGACCUCAAGGAUUCCAGGGAAUGCCAAAUGCCAUGCGCCAGUCAGGGCCGCGCCCGGCGCUGCGCCACCUGGCCCCCGCCAGCAGUGCCCCGGCCUCUCGUGGCCUCCCUGCUGCUGCCCAGCGAGUGGGUGUUGGUUCUGCAGCGCAGGCUUUGGCUCCACGCCCGCCCGUGGCCGCCCCCGCGCCCCGAGCGGUUCCUCCCUACAAAUACGCCUCCAGUGUCCGCAGCCCCCACCCUGCUGUGCAGCCCCUGCAGGCACCUCAGCCUGCAGUACAUGUGCAGGGACAGGAGCCACUCACAGCUUCCAUGCUGGCUGCUGCCCCUCCCCAGGAGCAGAAGCAGAUGCUGGGAGAACGUUUGUUCCCUCUGAUUCAAGCUAUGCACCCCAGCCUUGCAGGGAAGAUCACAGGAAUGCUGCUGGAGAUUGACAACUCUGAGCUGCUGCACAUGCUGGAGUCUCCCGAGUCCCUCCGGUCCAAGGUGGAGGAGGCUGUGGCAGUGUUGCAGGCUCACCAAGCCAAGAAAGAAGCUGCCCAGAAGGUGGGUGUGGUUGCUGCUACCUCUUAAACCAGGAAGACUGGAUGCAAAGAAGCCAAAUAGCCCCUUCAUAGACAUCAGCUCAAGAUGUUUGAAGAUUCUUCACUGUCCUGCAGAUCUCAAUGCCAUGCAUCAUAUCACAUAGUUAUAUUGCAUUUUGUAAAUUAAUCUUGAAGAUCUUAUUUAAAAAGCCAACUCUGAAGCUCUAGAUUUCCAAAACCAGAAUCGGGCUUGCAAGCUUUUCCUUUGUGGUCAGAACAGAGCUACCCUUUGUGUCUCCUAAGCUGGGGGGACAUUGAGGAUUUUAGGUUGAAAGUAUUUUGUGGUUUUGGUUUUAACUGAACAAUCCAGUUUGGAAAGUCUGGAAAGCAUUUAUCAAUAAAGGAAUAAAAACCUUUCA